Molecule: messenger RNA, 1512 nt
Organism: Megalops cyprinoides (Indo-Pacific tarpon)
Lineage: Eukaryota; Metazoa; Chordata; Actinopteri; Elopiformes; Megalopidae
Gene: hnmt
Product: histamine N-methyltransferase
Exons: 7
Coding region: 215-1093 (292 amino acids)
Molecular function (GO): N-methyltransferase activity
Source: RefSeq, a predicted model, not a curated record
UUCCACAGUGUUGUAAUGGUUGGAUCGCUAAAGAGAAUUUGAGGACACGGCGUCUUUAAAAGGAAGCGCUUUCUUGUGAAUGAGUACAAAGUACAGUGGGAGGGGUUACGAUUUCUUUUAGAAAUCUUGGUAAAUAAAUUUUAUCUUCCGUUAUCUCGCCGACGUGUGAUCAGAGCGUUACUUGAAGAUCAUCAAAACCGAACAAGGCCCGGUAAUGGCGUAUCAGUUCAAGUGCCUGGCAGAGAACGACAGCAGAUACCGCCAGGCUUUCCAGCUGUUUCUGGAGCGCUCCUCCGAGCACCAGUGCAUGCUGGACUUCAUCCAUGGCAUUCUGCCCGACAUACUGGCCAGCAUUGGAGAAGGGAAGUCCACUCUGAAUGUGAUGGGCGUGGGGAGUGGAGCUGGUGAGAUAGACCUGGAGAUGCUGAAUCAGCUGCGUCUGAAACACCCAGGGGUGAAGGUGGACAACGAGGUGGUGGAGCCCAGCACUGACAUGCUGUACAACUACAAGAUGCUGGUUUCAAAGACCCCAAACCUUGAGCAUAUAAACUUCACCUGGAACAAGAUGACAGCUUCUGAAUUUGAGAAGCACUGGAGAGAGAAAAACAUUACCAAAAAAAUGGACUUCAUCCACAUGAUUCAGAUGCUGUAUUACGUUGCUGAUCCUGAUGCCACUGUCUCAUUCUUCCGGAGUCUCUUGAACAAGAAUGGAAAACUUCUUAUCAUUCUAGUCUCUGGUGAGAGUGGGUGGGGAAAGCUGUGGAGGACUUACAGGGCACAGCUGUGCUUCACUGACAUAAGUCAGUGUGUGACCACAGAGGACAUCAAGAGCUUCCUCGACGCCAAGGGCAUCAAGUACAAAAACUACCUGCUCCCCUCUCAGAUGGACAUAACCGAGUGCUUCACAGAGGGGAACGAAAAGGGGGAGCUUCUGCUUGACUUUCUGACCGAAGUGUUAGACUUCAGUAAAAUGGCGCCCCCUGCCCUGAGAGCGGGAGUGCUGGACUUACUGCGCCAGCCGGUCUGCAGCACUGAGGUGGACGGAAAGGUCAUAUUUAACAACAACCUGGAGGUUAUAGUUCUGGACCCUUAAACUGGACAGAAGGACACACACGCACACACAUAUGCGCGCACGCACACACACACGUGUGUGUGUGUGUGUGUGUGUGUGAGUGUGUGUGUGUGUGUGCGCGUAUGUGCUCCAUACAUCCAUACCACUGGGAGACUCCUAUGAAACAAACUGUAAUACACGCUGCAUAAUCCUCUUUAGGGAACAUUAAAUGUUUGGAACAUGAAGCUGCUGUAAGACGGUGGUGCCCAGGAAUAAAGUCAUGAAACAACAUGUGUAAUUGUUUUAUUUUUUAAAGCACUGCCUGGAUUUGUGCUGUAUUUCAUUUUUUUAAUAGUUUGGUUGUAGUAAUAAUCGUGUUAUUAUUACGUACGUACGUACACCACCUCAGAAAUCGCCUUCAGUAUUUUGAAGGUACAUUGUAGAGAAAUAGAGAAUAACAU